CUCGGUGGAAUUGGUCUGUGUUUUUGUUUUUUUUUAAACCGAGGAGACUUAUUGAAAAGACAUGGUCGGCUUCAGCGGCUCGUGGAAGACUACUUUUUAGCCUAACAUGGAAUAAUGGUCUUAACUUGGAUGCAUAAAUGUGGGAUGGAAAUUCAGAUUGCACAAGUCCUGAUCAUUUUCUUAUGGUGACGGGUGAGACAUGAGAUCUUCAGCCUCAAGGCUUUCGAGUUUUUCCUCAAGGGACUCAUUAUGGAAUCGGAUGCCGGACCAGAUCAGCGUGUCCGAGUUCAUCGCGGAGACCACCGAGGAUUACAACUCGCCCACCACGUCCAGCUUCACCACCCGGCUGCACAACUGCAGGAACACCGUCACCCUCCUGGAAGAGGCAUUGGACCAAGACAGAACUGCCCUGCAGAAAGUGAAGAAAUCUGUAAAAGCAAUAUAUAAUUCUGGUCAAGAUCAUGUACAAAAUGAAGAAAAUUAUGCACAAGUUCUGGAUAAAUUUGGAAGUAACUUUUUAAGUCGGGACAACCCAGAUCUUGGCACUGCUUUUGUAAAGUUCUCCACACUUACUAAGGAACUUUCAACCUUGCUGAAAAAUUUGCUCCAAGGUUUAAGCCACAAUGUGAUCUUCACUUUGGAUUCCUUAUUAAAAGGAGAUUUAAAAGGAGUUAAAGGAGAUCUGAAAAAGCCCUUUGACAAAGCCUGGAAGGAUUAUGAAACAAAAUUCACAAAAAUUGAGAAGGAAAAGAGAGAACACGCCAAACAACAUGGGAUGAUCCGCACGGAAAUCACUGGAGCUGAGAUAGCAGAGGAGAUGGAGAAAGAAAGGAGAUUGUUUCAGCUCCAGAUGUGUGAAUAUCUCAUUAAGGUUAAUGAAAUCAAGACCAAAAAGGGUGUGGAUCUGCUACAGAAUCUUAUUAAGUAUUAUCACGCACAGUGCAACUUCUUCCAAGAUGGCUUGAAAACAGCUGAUAAACUUAAGCAAUAUAUUGAAAAACUGGCUGCCGAUUUAUAUAAUAUAAAGCAAACACAGGAUGAAGAAAAGAAACAGCUGACUGCACUCCGAGAUUUGAUAAAAUCCUCUCUACAACUUGAUCAAAAAGAAUCUAGGAGAGAUUCCCAGAGCAGGCAAGGAGGUUACAGCAUGCACCAACUUCAGGGCAAUAAGGAGUAUGGAAGUGAGAAGAAGGGGUAUCUUUUAAAGAAAAGCGAUGGGCUCCGAAAAGUGUGGCAGCGAAGAAAGUGCACAGUCAAAAAUGGAAUUCUGACCAUAUCCCAUGCAACGUCCAACCGACCACCGGCCAAACUCAACCUCCUGACGUGCCAGGUGAAACCGAAUGCUGAAGAUAAGAAGUCUUUUGACCUGAUAUCACAUAAUAGAACUUACCACUUUCAGGCAGAGGACGAGCAGGAUUAUGUAGCGUGGAUAUCUGUAUUGACCAACAGUAAAGAAGAGGCACUGACCAUGGCAUUCCAGGGAGAGCAGAGUACAGGGGAAAACAGUCUCGAAGACCUAACCAAAGCCAUUAUUGAUGACAUUCAGCGAUUCCCAGGCAACGAAGUCUGCUGUGACUGUGGAUCCUCAGAUCCCACCUGGCUCUCGACAAACCUGGGAAUUUUGACCUGUAUAGAAUGCUCUGGAAUCCAUAGGGAAAUGGGGGUUCAUAUUUCUCGCAUUCAGUCUUUGGAACUAGACAAAUUAGGAACUUCUGAGCUCUUGCUGGCCAAGAAUUUAGGAAACAAUAGUUUUAAUGAAAUCAUGGAAGGGAAUUUACCCAGUCCCUCGCCAAAGCCCUCUCCUUCAAGUGAUAUGACUGCACGGAAAGAAUAUAUCACUGCAAAAUAUGUAGAUCAUAAAUUUUCCAGAAAGACCUGCUCAUCUUCCACUGCUAAAUUGAAUGAAUUACUUGAGGCCAUUCGAUCAAAAGAUUUACUUGCCCUACUUCAAGUCUAUUCAGAGGGAGUAGAGUUAAUGGAACCACUCCUGGAACCUGGACAGGAGUCAGGGGAAACAGCUCUUCAUUUAGCCGUCCGAACUGCUGAUCACGCAUCUCUCCAUUUGGUUGACUUCCUUGUGCAGAACUGUGGGAACUUAGAUAAACAGACUGCUUUGGGAAAUACAGUUUUGCACUACUGCAGUAUGUAUAACAAGCCCGAAUGUUUGAAACUCCUUCUGAGGGGCAAACCAACUGUUGAUAUAGUGAAUCAACUUGGAGAAACAGCGCUGGACACGGCAAAGAGACUGAAAACCACUCAGUGUGAAGAUUUGCUCUCACAGGCCAAGGCAGGAAAGUUAAAUCCACACGUCCACGUUGAGUAUGAAUGGAAUCUUCGACAGGAGGAGAUGGAUGAGAGCGAUGAUGAUCUGGAUGAUAAGCCCAGUCCAAUCAAGAAAGAACGUUCUCCAAGGCCCCAGAGCUUCUGCCAUUCUUCCAGUAUCUCCCCACAAGACAAGCUGACGCUGCCUGGAUUCAGUACUCCAAGGGAGAAGCAGAGACUCUCCCACGGAACCUUCAGCAGUCAGAUCUUUGCCUCCACCAGCACAGACUCCCCGACAUCGCCAACAAAUGAUGCCCCACCUCUGCCCCCCAGGAAUGCUGGAAAAGUACCUGUUCUUCCAUUGGUGCUGCCGUAUCUCUCAUUCUGUGGCCCCACCGGCCCGCCUUCGACCCUUCCACUCGGCUCCCAGACUCCUACUGGGAGUUCGACCCUCUCCAAGAAGAGACCUCCUCCCCCACCACCUGGCCACAAACGAACCCUGUCCGACCCACCAAGUCCACUACCUCAUGGCCCCCAGAGUAAAAGCGCCAUUCCUUGGGGUAAUGAUAUGGGACCGUCAUCUUCCAGCAAAACCGCAAACAAGUUUGAAGGAAUGUCGCAGCAGUCGAGCACCGGUUCUGCAAAGACUGCCCUGGGUCCAAGAGUUCUUCCUAAACUACCUCAGAAAGUGGCACUAAGAAAAAUUGACGCCAGUCAUCAUCUUUCCAUUGACAAAUCCAGCACCCCUUUAGACAUCUUUCAGAAAUCUCCCCAGUCACUGGAUCUGCCACAGAGACCCCCACUCGGGGACCUGCCCCCCAAGCCUCAGCCUGCAGACGUGGCCCUCAAGCCUCAGCUCAGCGACCUGCCCCCAAAGCCUGGGGAGCUGCCCCCCAAGCCUCAGCUUGGUGAUCUGCCCCCCAAACCACAGCUCUCAGACUUGCCCCCCAAGCCUCAAAUGAAGGAUCUCCCCCCUAAGCCUCAGCUAGGAGACGCGCUGGCUAAAUCGCAAGGGGGAGAAAUAUCACCCAAGGCACAGCCCGGGGAGGUGAAUCAGAGGCCUCACCCUGUCGAUCUUCCUGCAAGUACACAAUCGAGAGACGCCGUCCAAAAGCAGGCUUCGGAGGAAUCCAAUGACCUGACGCCCACCCAGCCAGAGACUCCUGUGCCGCUGCCCCGGAAGAUGAAUACGGGGAAAAACAAAGUUCGGAGGGUGAAGACCAUUUACGAUUGCGAAGCGGAUAAUGAUGAUGAGCUUACGUUCUCUGAGGGUGAAGUCAUUGUGGUCACUGGAGAAGAGGACCAAGAGUGGUGGAUUGGCCACAUUGAAGGGCAUCCGGAGAGAAAAGGAGUCUUCCCUGUGUCCUUCGUACACAUUCUGUCCGACUAGCAAACCACAGAAACUUGAGCAUUGCACAUCCUUCAUGCAAGACGGGCUUUUUAGCAAAAGCAAACGGCUGCUGCCUCCUUGUACUCCUGUGCACAAUGUGUAUAUAGCUGCUGUUACAGAAUAAGAAUUCAUUUAAGAUCCACCUCAUGAGGUGAAUGAUCAUAUGUAUUGUAAAUAUACCGUGUAACUCUGCCUUUGCCAGUAUUAUGGUCACCUUGGAAGCUGACUUGCCUCAUAGGGCUAAUUACAGCCGUCCUCGACACCCAGCACUUACAUCUGUGUCUAUGCUGUUACAAGUUGUGUAUGAACUUCAGCUUUCCCAGUAGAGGUGGUCUCGAUCAGCAGUCUAAGUGUACAGAAUGGACUCUGUUCCUAGAAACGCAGUAUUCUCCAGUACAUGAUUAAAGGACCACAUUAGCUGAGAGUAGGACUGUUUUUCAGGUGAACCAUUUAGCUUCAUGACAAACCAGUCUGCAGUUCCCAGUGUACUCAGUUUACAGCUCUGAAACCCUCUUUGGUAUUUAUUUCAAACCAAGUGUGCUCCCCUUCAGUCUGAGUGUUAGUUCCAAGAAAUAUUCACUGACUUUUAGGGACCCAGUGAAGCACAUAGUUCAUGUCUAAUUAAGGAGCUCGCCAUGCCACCGCGCAAGUAAUCACCUUUGUAUUAGUACGUUGAUUUGAAAAAUAACACAUUGUUUCCACUUGCAAGUAUUUUAAGAAAUCCAUAAAGUUUUCUGUGAAAAAUACAGGUGUCCCACAGGUUGCUCUCCUUCCUUUUUCAGGGACCAGGACUGCACCAAAAAUAUUAGCCCAUUUUUGUUAUGCAUGUGUUUAGAAGCUUACUGAAACCCACCAUUUACAAAGGGGUAGCAUAGACAUAUCACUCAAAUUGAACACCAUAACUCCUUUAAAGGGCGAUGACGAUUUAAGCUACAUAAAGAGACUGCAGUGGUAUUUGUUUAAUUUCAGUUGGCUUCCUAUAAGAAUUGUCAGGACCUCUCCCCAAAUGUUGUUGAAGUGUGUAAUGAGUUCAUUUUUUAAAUUUUAAGAAUGAGUUCAUUUUUUCAGAUUUUGUUCCUGGAAAAAUUUAAACUAUUGAAAACAUUCUUCAGGAAAAUCAAGGUAUAAAGACCAAGUCUUUUAGCAACUCAUCAGUUAAAAAAUGCAGGUAUGAAGGGCAAUAUUUUUGUUAAAGCUAUAGUAAACCAGAAUUGUAGAUAUGUUUCCCCAUUCCAAACACUAGCCAGCACACAAAUUCCUUUGACAAUUCAUAAUCUAGUCUUUGAACGCUGCUCUGAAUUGCACUAUGAAUAAACACAUUCUCUGCAGCCAAUUUGCCUGCUCAGUUUUUUUUUUCCCUCCCAGGACUGUUCACUGCAUCAUUAAGGACAUAACUAUUUAUUUUUGUUUUGCUUGUAUCCAUCUUAAUCUGGAACAGAACAAAAUAGCUUUGUUGUACAGUCCUGUGUCACUGAUUCUGAAUUUCAUAUGGGGUUCUGGCAUUGUAAUUUGUGUAGGCUGUUCUUUUGGCAACAGAAUAUUUUAACUAAUAUUUUUAAGCAGGCAGGCUUGGCAGCGAGUAUUUUUUUUUUUUUCAUAAAAGCCCACAUUCAAAACAAAGCCUUCAGGAGAUUCCUAGCCCAGUUACUCUGCUUUAGUUGGUGAAUAUUAAUUUAAUUCUAUAUAAAUGAUUAGUAUGAGAGUUUCAGUAUCAAUCUAACCUUGCAUGAAAAAAACUGCAGAACCAGAGUAUCCAUUACUCGAAAGUGGUUUUUAAAUGAUUGUUUCGUCAGUCAGAACAGUAGUUAAUUCCAAAACAACAAAGGUUACACCAUGAAUUAUAAAGCCUGCUUUCAUCUAAUUCAUCGCAUUAUCAAUUUCAGUGUUUCAGAUAUUUUGAUUUUUUGAAGAUAGGAAGUUCACAUGAAUUUAUCUCGCAUCCAUUUUAUCCAUUAAUCCAAUGUUUAAAGUUGCUUUAAAGAUGGACUACUAUUCAUUUUUGUGGCUUGGGGUACUUUUUAAGGGUUUUCAAAAUAAACUGAUAAAAAGCAAACCCUAUAAAAACUAGACUUAUAAAAUGAAAUGGAGGGAAACAUCAGUUCUUUUGAACCCUGUUGGAGUAGCUUCCAAGGAUGCAUUUUUGGGUGAAAUUGUUUGCACCAAGAAUUAGUUUCAUUUAUUCCAGCUUUCUGUGGGACAUAAGAAAACUAGGAGCUCAUUUUGUGAUCUUUGGAUGAGUUUAAAUCAAACAUCGGACUUAAACUCAGCCCACUAUCUGCAGUUUUGUACAUGACAUAGUAUUUGAAGGUAUAGAAAACCUUAUGAAAAAAAUAGCAUAUUUGUGUUUGUUUUUUUCCCCUGGAGGGGAAGUAUGGUCUGCAAAUAGCGUGUGUCUUUAUUUUACUGUUGAACAGCAAUUGCUAUUUAUUUUUUUAUUGCGUAGUUCAUGUUGUAUAGGAACCUGAUUUAGUAGUGCCUCUAGUUAAAUUUUGACUUCUCAUUUGAAUGCUAUUUGCUUUGACAUCAGUACACUCUGUCAUUUUACAUAUGUAUUUAAUGUGA
Molecule: messenger RNA, 6214 nt
Organism: Tachyglossus aculeatus (Australian echidna)
Lineage: Eukaryota; Metazoa; Chordata; Mammalia; Monotremata; Tachyglossidae
Gene: ASAP1
Product: ArfGAP with SH3 domain, ankyrin repeat and PH domain 1
Exons: 32
Coding region: 200-3652 (1150 amino acids)
Biological process (GO): positive regulation of GTPase activity
Cellular component (GO): cytoplasm
Molecular function (GO): protein binding; GTPase activator activity
Source: RefSeq, a predicted model, not a curated record